Molecule: messenger RNA, 767 nt
Organism: Helianthus annuus (common sunflower)
Lineage: Eukaryota; Viridiplantae; Streptophyta; Magnoliopsida; Asterales; Asteraceae
Product: elicitor-responsive protein 1
Exons: 5
Coding region: 116-640 (174 amino acids)
Source: RefSeq, a predicted model, not a curated record
CAUUGCUUCCUCGUUUGAUGCUAGAUAUUCUCUCUUCCAAAUAAGAUAUUUCGUCAGUGAAAGUCCAGUUUUCUUGUAGUGAAAAAAACGGUAAGUAAUAUUGUCGAGAAUAGCAAUGACAAGUGGCGGCGGCGUAUUAGAGGUCGUGUUGGUCGAUUCAGAAGGCAUACGAGACAGAAAAUUUCUUGGUUGCAUAGUUUGUUGCACGACAUCGGCUGUGGAUAGACCGUAUGUAUGUGUAGAAUACGGUGAUCAAAAGCGUAUAAGCAAAGUUGCGGAAGGAAAGGGGAAGAAAUCCAUUUGGGACCAAAAGUUCAACUUCGAGAUUGAAAACCCAAUCGUAGAAAACAAGUCAUUUCGAAAACUUGUGCUUCGUGUGAUGGACAAACACAAACUCUCAGAUGACGGAUAUGUUGGUGAAGCCACGAUUCAUGUAAAGGAUGUUGUGUUAAUGGGGAUGGAGAAAGGGGAAGCCGAGCUCGGAAGCCGGAAAUACAGGGUGGUCCGGGAAGAUAAAUCCUACACCGGAGAUAUAUCGGCAGCAAUUUCCUUCAAGAGAAAAAAUGGAGACGAUAAAGAAGUUGAAAGGAAAGCAAGCAUUAUGAAUAAUGAAGAUAGUACAAAAAUUCCCGAUGCAUAAUGUACUGAAUUCAUUUAUAGUUUGUUAUAGUUAUUUAAAUUUGAUGUAAAAAUGUAUGAUUGAUAAAUUUAAUUUUUGUAUUUAUGUUAAAUAUGAAGGGUUAAAUAACAAGGAGUGUUGUUAGAUA